AUGUUGAAAAGACAUGGCUCGAGUGUGGAACUAUUACCCCACGAUGUGGUCGAGCUCAUCCUCGAGAGGCUUCCCGUGGAUUCUCUGCUUAGAUUCAAUUCUGUAUCCAAGAAGUGGAAAUCAACAAUCGAGUCUCCACGUUUCCAACAAAGACAAUUUACCCGUCGCAGACAAUUACGAGCUCCUGAUGUUCUUUGCGUUCCCCUCGGUUACGGUAGUGAAGAUGGUCUGGUGGAUGAGGACACAGAUGCUAUAAGAUUUUUGUUUGGUUCAUCAAAAGCUUCUACAGUCUGGUUCCAUGUUUCUGGAAUGUUUUUUUGCUAUGGUAGUUGUGACGGUCUUUUAUGCCUCUACUCUCUAUAUGAAAAGUGUGCCAGCGUCGUGGUGAAUCCCGCCACUAGAUGGUGUCGAAGCUUUCUUAUGUCCAACGUUCAACACCUCAUAGUAGAGAAAUUGAAUAGAAGUGAGUUAGCUGCUUAUCCGCUUCCUCGGCUUGGAUUCGGUAAAGAAAAAGUCAAGGGUGGCAAGUACAAACCGGUUUAUCUAUAUAAUUCAUUUGAAUUUAAACGAGAUAACGUUACAACUUGUGAAGUUUUUGAUUUUAGCACCAAUACUUGGAGGUACGUUGUACCCUCUUCUCCUUAUCGGAUUCUUGGACAUUGCGAACCCGUGUAUUUAGAUGGAUCACUUUAUUAUCUCACUAAAGAAGAAACCGAGGUUUUACCUUUUGAGGUCAAGUUACUAUCUAUGGUUAUUCACACGAAAACGUUUCACGUCGUCUGUAAAGUUCCCGUUGCACAUCCCCAUUCACCUGACUCUUUCAACAUCAACAUGUGCAUCCUCGAUGAUCGUUUGUGCGUGUCUGAGAGAAGCUGGCCCACGCAAGAUAUAUGGUCGUUCGAUGGUGGCGCCAACAAGACAUGGACGAAAAUGUGUUCGAUUGAUUUCACCCAAAGUGCUUCUUUGUUUAAGGAAAGUAGCUUUGCGCGUUCAUCAAUCGGGCUAUCGCCAAUAGCAAUUUUGGAUAAGAAUAAGUUAUUGCUUCGUGGUAAUGAUUACUUACGUACACUGGUUGUAUAUGAUCUUCAUACCAAAUCUUUUGAUUUACUCUUCAAACCUACUAAACCCAUAGGUUCUGUUUAUUAUUUCGAAAGUUUGUUCUCUUUCUAA
Molecule: messenger RNA, 1170 nt
Organism: Eruca vesicaria subsp. sativa (arugula)
Lineage: Eukaryota; Viridiplantae; Streptophyta; Magnoliopsida; Brassicales; Brassicaceae
Source: the annotation of a GenBank genome assembly